GGAAAAGCGAAGCAGCACUUGCAUUAACAAAGAAGCUUCCUUGUGAUGAGUUGGGUAAAGUCGACUCCUAUCUUUUCAACUUGGCCCUCUUUCUUUGUCCUGUUCCACUCUUACGAAGCAAACAUUGCCCCUUUUUGGUAUUGAAUGAAAAAAAAGACCUCAUGAGCAAUCAAUCAAUCGUUGACGAAUACGAAUACUUUCUUAAUUGUAUUUCUAUACCCCAUCUUUUUAAUCUGGACUGCUUCAAAAAGACUUCAAAACAACUACCGACCACCGAGAUCUCUACGUCACAGAUCUCGCAUUCUCACAUCCUUCGGCUGCCGAUCGGUCGACACAUUCAUUUCAAGCUUGCGCGACAACGACUCCCUAUGCGCCUUUGUUUUUAACAGCUGAAAUACUCGAAUUGAAUACUCGUGGUUCCUCGACUUUGGGGGAUCGACCGAUUAACUAGUCGCUGGGAAGAGGGGGAAACGACAACUACACAAUACACCACAAUGGCGCCAUCUUACGGACUUCCAUCGAAUACGAGAGACUCGCUGGAGCUCGCUUCCUUGGCUAGCUCGAGUCAGCUCAACGAAGAAGGGGCUACAGAGAUCUCGUCGAGGCCCAGCAUAUCGUCGUCGCGAAGACUGUCGCUCGAACAAGAUGAUCCCUUGGACAGUGCCAAUCCUGCAAACAGGAUGAAUCGAUCGUAUUCAGUAUCCUCAGCUUUUGACUUCUCCGCCAAUAUGUUCCCUUUAAGCUCGACGGCUGGCGCCGAAGGUUAUGCUCCCAUUGGAGCACCAACAUCAAGAUCGAGACCGAGCGGCGGCUUGGGAGGAGGAUCAUUGGAGAAAAACAAGACUUUAACAUACUUGAACGGACUGUCGCUGAUAGUGGGACUUAUUAUUGGCUCAGGUAUCUUCUCGUCACCAGGAUCUGUGAGCACAAGAGUUGGGUCGCCAGGUGCAGCGAUACUCGUCUGGAUCAUCGCGGGUAUACUCGCUUGGACAGGCGCUGCGUCUUACGCUGAGCUUGGAGGAGCGAUUCCUCUAAAUGGCGGCGCUCAAGUCUACUUGGCGAAGACAUUUGGAGAGGUGAUAGGCUUCCUCUUUACAUGGGUUGCUAUGUUGGUCCUUAAGCCCGGUAGUGCCGCUAUUAUCGCCAUCAUCAUGGGCGAAUACUUUGUUCGAGCCUUCAUCGGUCCUGACGCUGAGCAUGUAAGCCCUUGGAUCAACAAGGCUGUUGCGCUUGUAGGACUGUUCAUUGUAACGUUCUUGAACUGUGUGUCUACAAAGCUCGGCACACGUGUGAAUGAUACGCUCAUGUUUAUGAAAUUUAUCGCUCUGUUGGGCGUCACCGUUACUGGUGUUGUCGUUGCCAUCACAGGGAAGACGCUCAAGGGCAAGUCAGAGGUUGAGUGGAAGCCGCAUCAGCUGUUUGAAAACACAUCGACCGACAUGUCUGCUUGGGCUCUUGCCCUUUAUGCAGGUCUUUGGGCAUAUGAUGGCUGGGACAAUACAAACUACGUCGUUGGAGAGUUCAAAAACCCAACUAAAGACUUACCCCGUGUCAUUCAUACAGCCAUGCCUCUGGUCAUUCUCUGCUAUGUGUUAGCUAACAUCGCCUACUUCCUUGUCCUACCUCUCGAGAGCAUGGAUGGGUCCAACACAGUAGCUGUCAUGUUUGGCAACCGAGUGUUUGGUUCCGUAGGCUCACUAAUUCUCGCACUCAUCGUCAGUGCCAGUUGUUUUGGUGCCCUCAACUCUUCAACUUUCACCUCCAGCCGUUUGGCAUAUGUGGCUGGCAAAGAGGGCUACAUUCCUUCGAUCUUUGGCACUAUUGGUGUUGGGGGCAGCCCACACGAGCACGAGCUCAGCACGCAGCGUACCCGAAGUUGGUUCACGCGUAGGAUGCGCAGAAUGUUUGGCGAUGAAGAUGCUGGACUGUUUUAUACGCCAGUCUAUGCACUCAUUCUCAAUGCUGUUCUUACAGUUGGGUACGUGGUUGUUGGCGAGUUCAGCACUCUCGUCACCUUCUAUGGCGUUGCAGGCUACACAUUUUAUUUCCUUACAGUCCUGGGUCUAAUCAUCCUACGCGUGCGAGAGCCGGGGCUCGUACGACCUUACAAGACCUGGAUCACCACACCUAUUAUUUUUUGCUGCGUUAGUCUCUUCCUCCUCAGCCGCGCUGUCUUUGCACAGCCUUUCCAGACUAUCGCCGUCGUAUUCUUCGUGGUAGCUGGUGUGCCUGUGUAUUUCUGGCGCAUCAGAGGACGGGACGAGCAGGUCUUGAGACGGAGAGGACAACCCAGCGAGGAAAAGAAGUGGUGGCAGUUCUGGAAAUGAUUUAAAAGUAUAGCAUUGAUUGGGAGAAAUGGCAACGACUUCAUGUCAUGAAUGGUGAAAUUAUGGUCAGCGAUAUAGCGCCUGAUGAUGGCUCAUAAUGAAGCAUACCAAUAGCGAGAAAUUUUGUAUUAUUAGCAAAGCAAAAAGACAAAGAACAGCGGAACAUUUCUGCUUGGC
Fusarium redolens is the source of this 2504-nucleotide messenger RNA. Its product is annotated as amino acid permease-domain-containing protein. Gene Ontology annotation, cellular component: membrane. Gene Ontology annotation, biological process: amino acid transmembrane transport. NCBI's taxonomy places the organism in Eukaryota, Fungi, Ascomycota, Sordariomycetes, Hypocreales, Nectriaceae. The record is from RefSeq and is a predicted model, not a curated record. The transcript is spliced from 2 exons. Bases 495 to 2327 code for a protein of 610 amino acids. Gene Ontology annotation, molecular function: L-amino acid transmembrane transporter activity.